This is a messenger RNA of Pecten maximus, 2572 nucleotides long. RefSeq names its product F-box only protein 28-like. Gene Ontology annotation, biological process: protein polyubiquitination. The transcript is spliced from 4 exons. NCBI's taxonomy places the organism in Eukaryota, Metazoa, Mollusca, Bivalvia, Pectinida, Pectinidae. Gene Ontology annotation, molecular function: protein binding. Bases 5 to 1135 code for a protein of 376 amino acids. The record is from RefSeq and is a predicted model, not a curated record.
AGUAAUGUUAAACAUGGCUUCCACCAGUUGUCAGAUGUUUCAGUGUAGCUCAGACGGUGAAAGCAGUCCUCUUCUUGUUAACAAGCCGCUCACGUUAUUAGAGCUUCCAGAAGAAAUUUUGUACAACAUCAUUUCAUAUCUAUCAUACAACGAAAUAAGCGAAUCUCGUAAUGUGUGUCAGACCAUUAACAAGCUCUGCCAGCAGUUGCUGAACCAUGGUUUUACAAAGGUUGAUAAACAACACACUCAGAUACAGAAAAGAGUAAAGAGUCAGCUCCCACGCAGAGAAUCGGAGAGACGAAACCAUCCUCUGGCUCGUCAUGUAGACAUUCUCUCUGCCAUAGAAACACGUCUGUCUUUGCUGGGCAUGACGUAUACCCGCUAUAUAGACAUGGGGCUCUGCUGCUUUAUUCCAGGAAAGGUACUAGACGAACUGCGGAGGAUUCUCGCUACCCUACAGAGAACAGACCAGCCUCCACGCGCCCACGAGUUUCUCCAGGAGCUACGUGACAUAUCCUCCAUGGCCAUGGAACAUUUUGAGGAGAAGAUUUCUCCAGCCCUCAAAGCUCGGCUGCCAGCUGUCACACUUCCCUUCCCCUUUGGUGAUCACUGUUCAGCUAGUCCCGAACCCCAACAUAGCAUUGCAGGUCCAUCCACAUCGCCAAUGAUGGCUUUAGCAACCAGUCCAAUGAGAGGCAACCCUCUGCGACAAGAAGUCCUGCGUCUUCAGAUGCAAUGUAAAUCUCAUACCUCCACUAUUACACAGUGCAAAAAAGAACUUGUAGACUGGAAAAAUCGUCAUAUAGAACAGAGCAAACGUAUUUCUGAACAAAACAGGAAAAUUCAAACCCAAGCCAAAGUGAUAUCUGAACAUGUGGAACUUAUUAAGGAACACGAUAAAAAGAUCAGUGAUUUAAGCAAGAAAAUUCUUGAAUACGAUCAGAAGUUCUCAGAUGUGUAUACAGAGCUGUCCAAGAUGAAAGGCGAGGGUGAGAGUUCAUCCUCACCGAGGGAUUUCCCAGGAAGUAGCUUUAUCAUCAGAUCAAGCAAUAAGGAGGACUCGGACAAGACCAAGGCCUGUUUAAAGAGACGAGCCCUACGUCAGGACUACCCGUUAAAGAAACAAAAGACUUGAUUGCUUUUACUAAAUAUACCAGGACAGAUGCUAGAAUCAUUGAGUUCACUAAACGACUAGUUGUAUUUAUAGUUACUUUACUUGCCAGCUACAGAUAAUGAUCUGAAUUGUUCACAGAGAUUAUGAUCAGAACAUUUAUAUCUCUAGUGAUCGAAAUAGAGACUGGCAGUACUGUGAUCAGAACAUUCAAAACACUCUGAAUAGAGUCUGAUAGUACUGUGAUCAGAACAUUCAAAACACUCGAAAUAGAGACUGGCAGUACUGUGAUCAGAACAUUCAGAUCUCAAAGUGAUCAGAAUAGAGUCUGAUAGUACUAGUACUGUGAUGAGAACAUUCAAAACACUCUGAAUAGAGUCUGAUAGUACUGUGAUCAGAACAUUCAUAUCUCUAGUGAUCAGAAUACAGACUGGCAGUACUGUGAUCAGAACAUUCAAAACACUAAGUGAUCGGAAUAGAGUCUGAUGGUACUGUGAUCAGAACAUUUAUAUCUCUAAUGAUUGGAAUAUAGAGACUGGCAGUAACGUGAUCAGAACAUUUAUAUCUCUAAUGAUCGGAAUACAGACUGGCAGUACUGUGAUCAGAACAUUCAGAUCUCUAAUGAUCAGAAUACAGACUGGCAGUACUGUGAUCAGAACACUCAAAACACUAAGUGAUCGGAAUAGAGUCUGAUGGUACUGUGAUCAGAACAUUUAUAUCUCUAAUGAUUGGAAUAUACAGACUGGCAGUAACGUGAUCAGAACGCUCAGAUCUCUAAUGAUCGGAAUAGAGACUGGCAGUACUGUGAUCAGAAAUCAGAUUAACAAUAUGAUAUAGAACAUCACCAUUAUUUAAUUUUAAGUAAACUGAUAUUUAUGAAGAACAUUAUGAUGCGAUUAUAUCUGAUGGAUGUUUGACUGAGAAAGGGAUCUCAGAAUAUUGUUUUAUGAUGCUAUAGUUAUGUUCACAGUGGUUUUAAUACAUGUAGUUAGUUGUAAAUUCCAGGUUAAUAUGUUAAUGGACUGAACAACCAACAUCAUGUUUAAGUACUUUAACAAUGUUGCAGGUUUUCACAGAGUGAUAAUCAGGACCGCUGUUGUAGGCUAUUAAGUAUAACCUUAAAUCUUUUCCGUCUUUGUAAAAGAAUAUUUUAAUUAUUUGUCCGUCAUCUAUUUAAACGAGACUAACUGGAUGUUUCUCGUGCUUACGUAUCAUUUUAUAUUUAUUUUCUACGAUCAUGAAGUACAAAAUUAGAAUAUAUAUUAAUAUACAUGUACUGUGUUGGAUUUGUUUUUAUGAUUUGUUUUGGCCAUUUACAACAUCCUGGAUGUUUUACAUGGUCGUGGUGUAUUUUUAUAUGUUGUUAGUACAGUAGAUCAUGUAUUGUGAUGUACGUUGGUGUUUAGGAAUGAAUUCAAUUUACAAGGCUGAUGCUGUCAUUAAAAUCUUGUAUAAAUAGUG